Striga asiatica is the source of this 600-nucleotide messenger RNA. The record is from the annotation of a GenBank genome assembly. NCBI's taxonomy places the organism in Eukaryota, Viridiplantae, Streptophyta, Magnoliopsida, Lamiales, Orobanchaceae.
AUGGAUGCAGUUGAUAUGGUGUUCGUAGGAUCAAAUGGAGUGCUUGAAAGUGGUGUGAUGAGCAUGUUUGGGGAGCGGCUUCAAGAUGAGAACGAACCAAUGUACGUGGUCGAUGGUCAUCAAUCACUUUAUCUGUUAGAGAGAGGAAAGAAUAAAUUGAUGGAUGGGAGGGUUGUUUUCCCUGGUUCUUUAUUACAUGCAAUCCCACAUUCAGCUCAACGAAUAUCGGGAUUGAGUGGUAUGGUUAUGAAGCCACUUCUCCAUGAGAGGAAGAGGGCGAGAAGGAAAAUUGAUGUGUUAUCCGGUUGCGGUCAUGAUAACGGAUUACUCUCCCCCAUUCCUGCCGUAAGAGAUCCUCUAGAUCUUCGAAUAGUUUACAUAGUUUUUUCGUUCCAUCUACCAACAAACUUCUGUUUGGAAACUGUCGAGCUAGAAAUCAGAAAUCACAAAUCACAGGGUUCUGUUCACGUGACUUUGCCUUUGAAUGCCGAUGAAGAUGACAUUGUCACGACACUAGAAUCGACAUUAGAGAAGUUUAAGAAUGUCGAAAGAUGCCAAGAAUCAGUGGGCUGCCUCAGAAUCAAUGAAAACAAUAGCUAA